AUGAAUCCUCCAAAUCAGCAAUAUUACAAUCAAUAUCCCCCUUCUGGUGGACCUCCUCCAGGCCAGCCGAAACAGCCUCAAGCAGGAUAUCAGCAGCCUCCGCCGGGAACUUCAUAUUACCCUCCUGCCGGUCCCGCCGGGUCGGCUGCUCCUGGACAGCCCCAUUACCAGCAGCAGCCCUAUUCUGCUUAUAACGCCCCUCAGGGUCCCCCUCAAGGUCCGCCUCAGGCUAACCAAUAUCAAUGCCAACCACAGCAGUAUCCGCCGGGCCCGCCUCAGGCCCCGGGACAAUACCCGUUUCAGCCGGGACAGUAUCAAAGUCAGCCUUACCCGCCUCAGCAACCGCAACAGGGGCAAUACGGACAACAACCAGUUACAAAUGGACAAUGGGCUCCCGGUCCCCAGCAAAGUCCUCCUCCCAAUGCAUAUGCAUAUUCACAAGCGCCGGCCCCUUAUCCUUCGCAACCACAACAAUACGGAGGCCCUCCGGGCGCUCCGCAAUGGCCGCAACCUCAGCAUCCCGCAUCAGGUUAUGGCUACGGCGUACCACCGACCCCUGCGUCACCUGGUUAUGACCCAGCUCAGAGAGCAUUCAUAGGCCCCGUUAAUACGUCCUCUGACGUUGAAACUCUUCAGGUAGGUACCAUAGCGGCAGAGGCGGGUUUUGUAGAAUGGUUCUAUCCGUAG
Messenger RNA from Daldinia caldariorum, 687 nucleotides. RefSeq lists its product as uncharacterized. Bases 1 to 687 code for a protein of 228 amino acids. The record is from RefSeq and is a predicted model, not a curated record. The transcript has 2 exons. Lineage: Eukaryota; Fungi; Ascomycota; Sordariomycetes; Xylariales; Hypoxylaceae.